Prunus armeniaca (apricot) is the source of this 1554-nucleotide messenger RNA. NCBI's taxonomy places the organism in Eukaryota, Viridiplantae, Streptophyta, Magnoliopsida, Rosales, Rosaceae. The record is from the annotation of a GenBank genome assembly.
AUGCAAGCUCGAAAUUCAAAUUUCUUCUAUGCAAUUGAUUUAGAUCAAGAUGGUCGGUUAAGAAAUGUAUUUUGGGUAGAUGCAAGAAGUAGGGCGGUAUAUGAGGAAUUUGGAGAUGUUGUUACAUUUGAUACAACCUACUUGACGAAUAAGUAUGACAUGCCAUUUGCUCCAUUUGUGGGGGUAAAUCAUCAUAGACAAUCAAUUUUACUUGGAUGUGGGCCGAUUUCAAGUGAAGAUACUGAUGCUUUUAUAUGGUUGUUUAAGUCUGGGCUUGCAUGUAUGCAUGAGCACGCUCCUAGGGGAAUAAUUACUGAUCAAGAUAAAGCCAUGAAAAAUGCCAUUGAGAUUAUUUUUCCUAAUACUAGACAUUGUUGGUGCUUGUGGCACAUAAUGAACAAGUUUCCUAGUAAGUUGAACCAUUACAAGCAAUAUGAAGCUAUUAUGUAUGCCUUGCAAAGUAUUGUGUAUGGCUCAUUGGAGAAGGUUGAGUUUGAAGAAGGUUGGGAUGAAAUAAUUGAGAAAUAUGAUUUACAAGACAAUGAAUGGUUGGUUGGACUAUAUAAUGAGAGACAACAUUGGGUACCAUGUUUUGUGAAAGAUAGUUUUUGGGCAAGAAUGUCUACCACACAACGAAAUGAAAGUGUGAAUGCAUUUUUUGAUGACCAUGUAAAUUCUAAGACUACUUUAAAGCAGUUUGUGGAGCAAUAUGAAAAUGCAUUGAAAGUUAAGGUGCAAAUGGAGAAGCAAGAAGAUUUUAAGUCUUCAUCCAUUGGUUUUGAUUGUGGAACUCAUUAUAACAUGGAGAAACAAGCUCAAGAGGUUUACACUAUUUCCAAAUAUAAAGAAUUCCAUGAUGAAUUAAUAGGAAAAAUGUAUUGCGACUAUCUUUCACAUAAAGUGAAUGGUGCAAAUUUUGAGUACCAAAUAUCUGAGGAUUUCAUGAUGGAAGGGAAAAAGGAGAGGCUUUAUUUCAAGGUUUGGCUUAAUGAAGAUGACAAUGAAGUCCGGUGCAAUUGUCGCAUGUUUGAGUUUAGAGGCAUAUUAUGCCGUCAUACAAUAUAUGUUUUUAUUCGCCAUAACAUUGACUUGAUUCUAGAAAAAUAUAUAAUGCGAAGAUGGAGGAAGGAUGUGAAAAGAUGUCAUACAAGGAUUGAAAUCAAUUCUGAAAGCUGUAGUCUCACACCUGAAGCACAAGGAUGUCAUAAGAUGCAAAAGGCUUUUGAUGAGAUUAAGGAAUUGGCAAAUGAUUAUGACAAUAAGUGCAUGAUUGUGAUGACUUGGAUGGAUAAUGUAAAGGAGGAACUCUCCAAACAUAAUGUUUUUUAUGGUAGUGAUCAACCAAAUCCUCAGUCACCUAUUGGUAGGAACAUUGAGAAUGAUGUUAGUUCAAUUCCGAAUCCAAGUCAAUGUAUUCUUACUCCCUUAGCAGCUAGAAAGAAAGGCCGUCCACCAUUUAAAAGGAGGAAAUCUCAGUCGGAGCAAGCAGUUAGGAAGAAACAAGAUAGUAAAAAGAAGAAACAAGAGAGUAACAAGAAAAUCAAAUCUUGUUGA